Messenger RNA from Penicillium odoratum, 2637 nucleotides. Its product is annotated as exocyst subunit SEC10. The record is from RefSeq and is a predicted model, not a curated record. The transcript has 2 exons. Gene Ontology annotation, cellular component: exocyst; cytoplasm. NCBI's taxonomy places the organism in Eukaryota, Fungi, Ascomycota, Eurotiomycetes, Eurotiales, Aspergillaceae. The coding region runs from base 1 to 2637 and encodes 878 amino acids. Gene Ontology annotation, biological process: Golgi to plasma membrane transport; exocytosis.
AUGAUGCCCGAUAAUGCAUCCAUAAUGUCCUCCAACCCCGCCCGCACCGUAUUCCCCCAAGGACCCAGCUUCUCACUUGAGGACUUCUCCGGUCGAGACUUUAUCGUCAAGGAGUUUAUCGAAGCUCUCUCCGAUACUGCCAUCUCUACACGUCGCUCAACAGUGGGAACGGCCACGGCCAAUCAACCAUUCGAUCCGAAACCCCUCAUCCGGACGUUUGAAGGUGCCCAACGACGUCUAGGUGAACUGUCGGGGGACCUAGAGAUUCGAGAAAAUGAGCUCUCCGCUGCGGUCCGUCGAGCAGAGGCCCAGCAUUCGCAGAACCUCACCUCCCUCGGUCGGAAGCUUCGACAGGCAAUUGAUUCAUUCCAGCAACUCGACACCUCGCUGAACGGCCCCGGACUCGAGAGCACCGGGGGCACCGGAAACAUGGCAGUUGAAACGGGACGACGGUUGGAGGAACUGGACCGACAACGCCGGCGAGCUUUGGAUGCCCAUUUCUUGCUCGAAUGCUGGGAUGGGGUCUGUAAUCGCGGGGAGAUUUCCCUUCUAGAGAACCUACGACGAUCGGGCACGGCGGAGGCCAAGGUCCGAUCUGCACAUAUCGCGAGACAACUGCUGCGGAUCAGUCAACGGUUGGAUCCUCAGAGCUGGCAGCAGAACCAGCAAACAUCGUCCAAUGGUCACUAUGGCGGAAAUUCCUCCUCAGAUGACCUUCACAGUGGGAACAGUACCCCGCGUCGGAAUACAAGGGAAAUUAUUGAAAAAUUCUCAGAAACCCUGGAGAAAGACCUCUUGACACAAUUUGAUGACUUUUAUCGCAAGGCCAACUUUGAUGGUAUGAAGGACUGUGCAACUGUGUUGCAAGACUUCAACGCUGGGUCUAGUGUGAUUGCCCUGUUCGUCAACCAGCAUCAAUUCUUCAUUGACCGUAGUCAAUUGGUGACAGAGGAGGUCGGUGGGGACGCAGAAUCAUGGGAGAGAAUGGCCGAUCCCGAUGCUGAGCUUCCCGGGGUAGAACCCAGUCUGCAGUCGUUGCUAGAUGAGGUCAAGGUGGUAGUGCAGGAAGAAUCCGCGAUUAUUAAACGGGCCUUCCCAUACUAUGAGCAGGUACUUGGAAAGUUCCUCCAGCGCGUGUUCCAACAAUCCAUCCAGCAAAGAUUGGAACUGGUCCUCGAAAAGGCCAGCGGUGUGUCCUCUCUCGCCUUUCUACGGUGCCUGCAGAGCUCCCGGGGCUACAUCAGUACCUUGAUCGAUGAUUUGAAGGCCCAUGGGUUGACAGAGCACCCUGAUCCGAUCUCCUCCCAAACUGCGCUUCUACUGGAUCAACAGCUGGAAGAACUGUUUGUACCCUACUUUGUUGGGUCAUCCUACAUCGAGCGCGAGAAACGCACGCUAGAGGAUCUCUUUAAUGCCCUACUUUUCAAAUUCACUAGCUACCAGGCCCGUCGUAAGAAGGCCGCUACUACCUUCAUGGCUUCAUUAUCUCGCCCGGGCACCGAAUUACUGUCCACCACUCGGGACGCAUUCAUCGCUCGGCUGGACUCGCCAGAUGUCUCUCCAUUUCAGCGGAGAACGCUACUUCAGGUUGCCAAUCUCGGUGAUCUCCCAGACACGGUGCGGCUGACAGAGAUUAAACUUACCGACGAGGAUGGCCUGCCUAAUCUAAGUGAUGCGAAACGCAUGCUGAAGUGGCUGGCGGAAGCAGUGGGUCGGGGGCUGGAGCUGAGCGUCAACGCCGACACACACAAAGAUGUGUCGGCUCUUUUGACCUUGUUACUGCUCACCAUGGGUGAAGGAUACGUGGAUGUUUGCCUCGACGCUGCCCUGGAGGCAGCCACGGCCCAAGAAUCGGGCAAGAAUGAGCCUGAUUUUGGAUACUUGCCCUCCGUUCGCACCACGAUCAGCAUCACCACGUUGAUGGUGAUGUGCAUAAAUGCCGUUCUCCUGCCGUUGGCGGCGGGGAGUAUUACCACUCGUCGGGACAUGGAGAAACGGACCAGCCAGGCGACUUCUCGAUUCGAGGAUAAGAUCAACACGAUUGAGCAAAAGACUAUUGACGGCACCCUCGCGUGGGUUGGGCGGUUGCUCUCCGGCCAACGUAAGAAUGAUUUCCGGCCUCGGGAGGGCGAUAAUGCCACAUGGCUCGAGAUGCUGCAAACACCGACAUGCUCCUCGAUCUGUACAUUCCUCACGCGGCUGCACAACAUAGCUCGUACUUCGUUACCCUCCAGUGGGUCCAACGUGCGACUAGUGUUGACGGAGAUUGCGCUAGGAACACGCGGACUCCUGCUGGAACAUUUUAAGCGGUUCGCCGUCAGCGGACCGGGUGGAUUAAUGGUAACCAAGGAUAUGACGCAAUACGCAGACCUUCUCAAGUCGUGGGACAUCGACGAGGAGAUCAAGGCCCCUGGUGGCGCGCUGGACGUGCUCUUGGAAGUCGGUAACUUGUUUGUCAUUGGUGUGGAGGCGCUCCGAGAACGUAUUCGCGGUGGCGCCGCCAAUAGUACUGGGCCAGGGUCGAGUCGAGGCUCUGGACCUGAGGCCAAACUUAGUGUGAUGGAGGUGCGAGCCUAUGUUUCCCGUCGUGAGGAUUCGAAUACCUUGGCUCUACAGCAAGUACUUAAUUCCCUGUAA